AUGCCAGACCUGGAAUUGCUAUCGUCCCUAGCAAAUCAAGGAGUGAUCGGAAUUAGACGAUUCACCAGAAAAGAGGGCGACCGCGUGGUAAAUACUCCAGCAAUGCUUUUAACGUUCAAAGGUGCUGCCUCUCCCAGCCACGUCGAUUUCGGCUACUUAAGAGUCAACACGAGACCGUAUUAUCCAUCACCAAUGCUUUGCUAUCGUUGUUGGACGUUUGGACACACACGUGUUAGAUGUCAGGUAACUGCGGCAAUUUGCGGAAACUGUGGUGGCAAUCACACGUUGGACGAAAACCUACCAUGUCCAAAUUCUUCUUUCUGCCAACGUUGCAACAGUAAGGAACACAGUAUUAGCAGCAGAAAUUGUCCCAGCUUUCUGAAGGAAAAGGAGAUUCAACGCCUGAGGGUUGACCAUGGGUUAGGUUAUCCAGCGGCCCGUCGACUGUACGACUCUCAGAACGGUGCCAUAAGCUACGCCAGUGUGGUCAAUACAAGCAACGUAAAUGCCCUUGGUGAACUGACUACAAAAAUUGAGGAGUUGACAAAGAAACUAAAUGAAAAGGACAAAAGAAUAAAAGCUCUAGAAGAAAAGAAGAGCGACAGACUAGAAAAAGUUGCUGGUAAUGGAACAAUAGAGGAUUUGAUUAAACAGGUCAGUGACCUAAAGGAGUUAGCGGCGAGAAGGGAAAGAGAAAAUAAUACGCUGAAAGGAGUACUCAAUUCUCUGCGCAACCCACAGUCGACCAAACAACCAGAACAACAGGAAACAUACACGACACCGGUACGAGCUGCAAACUACGAAACUAGAUCCAAAAGCAAAAAGAACGGUAAAGGAGCAAAUCGUGCUGCAAACCAGGCAAGUCCAAGUAGAAGCCAAUCUACACCUAAACGUAACUUAAUCGAUGGAAAAGGAGUCAAAAACAAGGUUCAAAGGUUCGCGACCGUUGACUUUGACUUUUUGAAUUCGAUCAUCAGCGACGGCUCUUUCGAAUCCAGCGAUGGUGCUUCAAGUGGAAUCGCAGACAAAGAAAUGGAUGUGGACGUGGUAAAUCUUUCAUAA
Molecule: messenger RNA, 1062 nt
Organism: Sabethes cyaneus
Lineage: Eukaryota; Metazoa; Arthropoda; Insecta; Diptera; Culicidae
Exons: 1
Coding region: 1-1062 (353 amino acids)
Source: RefSeq, a predicted model, not a curated record